Tetrapisispora phaffii CBS 4417 is the source of this 711-nucleotide messenger RNA. It is a transcript of the gene ISY1, whose product is annotated as Isy1p. Lineage: Eukaryota; Fungi; Ascomycota; Saccharomycetes; Saccharomycetales; Saccharomycetaceae. Gene Ontology annotation, cellular component: catalytic step 2 spliceosome; post-mRNA release spliceosomal complex; post-spliceosomal complex. The record is from RefSeq and is a predicted model, not a curated record. The transcript has a single exon. Gene Ontology annotation, biological process: mRNA 3'-splice site recognition; generation of catalytic spliceosome for second transesterification step. Bases 1 to 711 code for a protein of 236 amino acids.
AUGAGCAGAAACGUGGAUAAGGCCAACUCGGUUCUGGCCGUGUACCAGGAGGCCCAGGCCGAGCAGACUGGGGGGUACAGGGACUUUUCAAGACUGAAGAGACCCACUAGGGUAAACAGUGUUAGCAGCUUGGAGGAGGCCCGCGAGUGGAGACGCCAGUUGGUGUUGGAGAUCAAGGCCAAGAUCACACGGCUGUUCGACCGGUCGCUGAAUCUGCUGCAGAUUCGCGAGCUGAGCGACGACAUCGACGAGUUGCUGCGAGAGAAGGGCAAAUGGGACUGGAACAUACGCCAUAGGCUGGGGGGUGGCCGUGCCGAUGCCAGCGAGGACAACGGCAGGCUGUUCGGCGGCAGGGUCGUUAUGGGGACGCGGUAUUUCGGGCGGGCACUGGAGUUGCCGGAGGUCGUGGCGCUGACGGCCAGACAGCGAUUGCAAGACGAGCAACAGGCGGCCUUGAAGAACGUCGUCGACCCAGGACUGCUCCCGAGGGACACCGACUCGCCGUACUACAAGGGAGCCUCGUCGGAUGCGGAGCAAUGGCACAGAUCGUGCCAGGCCCUGACGGACUCUUUGCAAGCAAAGGCACCUGAUCAAGCAGAUUCGCAACUGGCAGCUACUUUACAGUCGCUGGAGGUGCCUACUCUGAAAGACGUCGAACACUGGCUGGUGAUGCGGAGGAAAGAAAAGUUGCUCAGACAGCUAGACUUGUGA